This is a messenger RNA of Monopterus albus (swamp eel), 5262 nucleotides long. It is a transcript of the gene gpd2, whose product is annotated as glycerol-3-phosphate dehydrogenase 2 (mitochondrial). Gene Ontology annotation, cellular component: mitochondrion. The coding region runs from base 111 to 2303 and encodes 730 amino acids. NCBI's taxonomy places the organism in Eukaryota, Metazoa, Chordata, Actinopteri, Synbranchiformes, Synbranchidae. Gene Ontology annotation, molecular function: calcium ion binding; glycerol-3-phosphate dehydrogenase (quinone) activity. The transcript has 18 exons. The record is from RefSeq and is a predicted model, not a curated record. Gene Ontology annotation, biological process: glycerol-3-phosphate metabolic process.
GGGUUGUCGCUCUUAAACCCUCGGUUUUGGAAACGACUGAUGCAUCUUGUCAUCACCCUGUAUCAUUCCAGCGGAAUUUUAUCCUACCACAAAACAAGAAAACCCGGCUAAUGGCAUUCAGGAGGGCCCUGAAACGAACGGUGAUCAUAGGUGGCGGGACAGUCGGCACAUUGUUUGGCCUGUUGCAGCUAAACGAGUACAGGAAGAAGCAUCAUGGAUUGGCUCGGUUGUCCUACGUGGCAGCAGAAGCAGAGCUCAAGGUCCCAUUUGUGGAUGAGCUUCCCUCCCGGCAAGACCAGCUCACUGCGCUGAGAAACACUAAGGAGUUUGAUGUUCUGGUUGUUGGAGGAGGGGCCACGGGUGCGGGAUGUGCCUUAGACGCUGUCACACGCAACCUUAAGACUGCUCUUGUAGAAAGAAGCGAUUUUUCCUCUGGGACAAGCAGCCGGAGCACCAAGCUAAUCCACGGUGGAGUCCGCUAUCUUCAGAAGGCCAUCAUGCAGUUAGACUAUGAACAGUACAUGAUGGUGAAAGAAGCCCUCCACGAGCGAGCCAACCUACUGGAGAUUGCACCUCAUCUAUCUGCACCAUUACCCAUCAUGCUUCCUGUAUACAAAUGGUGGCAGUUGCCUUACUACUGGGCAGGGAUCAAGAUGUAUGACCUGGUGGCUGGGAUCCAGUGCCUGAAGAGCAGCUACGUCCUGAGUAAGACGAAGGCCUUGGAGCUGUUCCCUAUGCUGAAGAAGGACAAGCUGGUGGGAGCCAUCGUCUACUAUGAUGGGCAGCACAAUGAUGCCCGUAUGAACCUGGCCAUCGCCCUUACUGCUGCGCGCUACGGUGCUACCGUCGCCAACUACACGGAGGUGGUUCAUCUGCUGAAGACGAAGGACCCACAGUCUGGCAAGGAGAAGGUGUGUGGUGCUCACUGCAGGGACGUGAUCACAGGACAGGAAUUUGAUGUCAAAGCUAAGUGUGUGAUCAACGCCACUGGACCAUUCACGGACUCGCUGAGGAAGAUGGACAACGAGAAGACCAAGAAUAUCUGCCAGCCCAGCGCUGGGGUUCACAUCGUCAUCCCUGGUUACUACAGUCCUGACAACAUGGGUCUGCUUGAUCCAGCCACAAGCGAUGGGCGUGUCAUCUUCUUCCUGCCCUGGGAGAAGAUGACCAUUGCAGGAACAACCGACACGCCCACCAGCGUGACGGCCCACCCAGUCCCAGGGGAGGAUGACAUUAACUUCAUUCUGACUGAGGUCCGCAACUACCUUAGCCCUGACGUAGAAGUGCGUCGAGGAGAUGUGUUGGCAGCAUGGAGUGGCAUCCGUCCUCUGGUGACCGACCCCAACUCCAAAGACACUCAGUCCAUCUGCAGAAACCACAUUGUCAGCAUCAGUGACAGCGGACUGGUCACCAUUGCUGGCGGGAAGUGGACUACCUACAGGUCAAUGGCCGAAGAAACCCUGAAUGCUGCUGUCAAAGCUCAUGGCCUCUCAGCCAAGCCUUGCAAGACUGUUGGUCUGAUGCUGGAGGGAGCCAAGGGCUGGACCCCGACACUCUACAUCCGCCUGGUGCAGGACUAUGGACUGGAGAAGGAGGUCGCCCAGCACCUGGCCUCGACUUACGGUGGAAAGGCGUUUGAUGUGGCAAAGAUGGCUCAGGUCACUGGGCAAAGAUGGCCGAUCGUGGGGAAGAGAUUGGUGUCUGAGUUUCCUUACAUUGAGAGUGAGGUCCUAUAUGCGAUUAAGGAGUAUGCCUGCACAGCCAUCGACGUCAUCGCCUGCCGAACACGCUUGGGAUUCUUGAACGUGCAGGCAGCUGACGAAGCCCUCCCUCGCAUUGUCCAGAUCAUGGGAAAAGAGCUGGGCUGGAGUCAGGAGAAGAAAACAGCGGAGCUCGAAGCAGCUAAGAAGUUUUUGUACUAUGAGAUGGGCUACAGGUCUCGUUCUGAGCAACUGACCAAGACGUCAGAGAUCAACCUGGAGUACCAGGAAGUAGUGCGGUACAAAAAGCGCUUCCAUAUGUUCGACAAAGAGAGCAAAGGAUUCAUCACCACUGUCGACGUCCAGCAAGUUUUGGAAAGCAUCAAUGUCCACAUUGAUGAAAAUGCUCUCCAUGAAAUCCUAAAUGAGGUGGACCUCAACAAGAACGGACAAGUUGAAAUUGAUGAAUUUCUGCAGCUUAUGAGCGCCGUGAAGAAGGGACAAGUGUCGAGCAGCCGCCUGGCCAUCCUGAUGCAAGCGGCGGAGGAAACUCUGGAUAAGAGAGGGCCGGUGACGGUGGACCGGAGCGGGGGUGGAGUCUGAGCUGGAGAAAACCUUGAGCUGCUGCUCCUUUUUAAUGGUGGUAAUGACAAAAACAACUCAGAAUGAAAGGGUCUCAUGCAAAUGGCGCUAUUUGAAUGAUAAUAUUGCAAUCAAGCACACGGCAGGGUGAAUUUGGUCAAAUCAGGUGUCGACAAGCAACACUCCUGAGUGUGUUUUGGGUGAAACCGUAUCUAAUGAUUGAGGCUGAGAUUGUUUUUCAUGAAGUCAGAGAGUCUGUCUGUGCUGACUGAUUGUGUCCUCGACUGACUGUUCCUCUAUAGCCAGCACCUCUGACAUUACACAGUACACAGUGUAUCUGUUUUAUACUGUCUUUGAAACAAGCUCCUCUACAGUGCUGCUUUUUAAAAUGUCUUUAUCCUCCCAGAAGUAGUCUGACACUCGGGAGAAUACUGAAUACACUUCAAAGUAACGUGGUAUGUGAACUUGUAUAUUAAAAAUGCAUUAAUCACAAAUUGCAAAUGUUGUACAACACGCUACAGAAGUGUUAUGGGAGAUGGACCCGACAGCAGAUCAGCUCAACGUGAAAGAAUGUGAGCUAGACGAAACUUACAAUUAAGAAAUAAUGUACCCCUUUAAAUCCUCUCCUCAUUUCAUUGUGUUUAUGAUCUUAGCGUGUUACAAGCACUGGUCACAUACUGAACGGCUCUUACACUGAAGCACUUGUACGCCUGCUGCCUAGAGGAGUAUUUUAGUGUGGGAGGAAUCCCAUGUCUUUCUGUCUACAAACUGCUGUGACUGAUACCGAGGUGUAUGUGAGAUGGUUUCCAGCUUUAGUGUUAAUUAGAUUUUAUUCCUUUUUCUUCAUGUCAUUGCAUCCAUUUGUAACCAUAAACACAGAUGUUACUGUGAUUAUAAAUUCACUGCAAUUCACUACAGGAAUUGAACGGUAGUUAUUUUUCUAUUAGUGGAAUCACACACUGCAUCUUAACUCAGUUCUCUAAAUCAUGUAAAGCAAAAUCUUUAUUUUUACAGUGUGUGGAGUGAAGUUUAUUCUUUAAUUUCAUUACCUGUUGUAUUAACACACGGCCAGUCUGUCUGUGCAGCAUAAAUCAUGCUGCAUGCUGUUAGCAGAUGCUUUUAUUUUUUAUAUGGCAAAAAUAAGACUUUUGUAAUCCAACAUGGACAUUUCAUCAUGUGGAUGGAAAGGCAGUGCACUGUAGGAAUGUAUGAUAUUAUAUGUGCCUUGAUAUGACACUGCCCCAUUUACGCUCUUUUUCACAAUGCUAUACUAUAUUGUCCUUCCUCCACCAUGGCACCACCUCAUCCCAUCUCAGACUGUGUGCAGACUGUGCCCUCAUUGCCUCUACAUGCACAUUAUGAUUUACAAUCAUUACUCGUUGUUGGGCUUUGUUUAUUCUUUAUUAUUAUUUGUCAUCACUGUAAUCAUUAAAUGUGUGUAUCAGUUUGAGGUCACACGGGGUCUCAACGACAAUUGCUCCAAACUGCUCACAUCAAAAACAGCUCAUCAUGUUUAAACGUUGUCUUUGGAUGAAAUUAAAACUUCAUCCAGGCUCAAAGAGAAUCAGGUUCCUCCUCAUUUUUCCCUUCCACCAAAACUGUACAAAUACUGUGUGUCAGUCUUCAGGUAAAGAGAAAACACAAAGCAGUUAUCUAUUUAAAUGUAUCUGGUUGCUUGCAAUGCUUUUUGGCAUUUUUGUUUCUGGUGAACAUCAUUCAUAAGUGGCGUCGCUACAGCAGAGACACGUGACAGCCUGUGAACAUGGGCAUGUUUAACAAAGCAACAGUUCCUUCUUUAUUUUUCACCACCAUGUACAUUUAGUAGCUGUUCUUGUGCUUUCAGUCGUCAGCAGAUUGAAUUCGUUUCCCUUUUUUCUGAGCAAUUUAAGGACUUUGCAUCCAUGUUGACUUAUGAAGUCCUUGAACAUCUGCAAUGGACCUUUUGUUAAGACAGUUUUCUUACAUAAACCUGACUUUUACCUCUAUUCCAGCCUAAUCUGAAUCUAAUGUACACCUCACUAUUGACCUCUAUUGAUGUUAAAAAGCAACAACAGCUGCUGCCAUAUCCAGGUAGCCUGUGGAUAUUUUUAACUAAGCCUGUUCAAAUGACAUCUUACCUUUCUGUCUGUAAUUGUAAAUCAUGGGGUUAGAUUACAUUUGGUCAGAAUAUCCUCAUCGGUUCUCACAAGGAUAGGAGUACAUGACCACACACACUAAACUUCACCCAGUGGGCUCCCUGCAAACUGCCUGAACGACAGCCUUUUCUCCCAAAAGGUCACAGUGAGAUUUGAAUGACAGCUUUAUGUCCUGCGCUCAUAUCUGCAGUAGCUGCCUUCCUGGGAAAGGCUGGGAGUGCAGGGAAGCAAUUAAUUGUAAUGAAUAAUGGGACAAAUCUGGGUGGCACAUGACCGUUAAUGCUCCCCCCCUCCCCGGAGGAUUAGGACAGCGAUACUCCCCACACCGAGGUGUCAGCCUGCACACUAAUUGAAAAUUGUGAGGAUAAUGGUAGGUGGUGUCAGCGACCGCCCUCUUCCAUUUCUUCUUGGUUGAAAGGUGUUUUCUGAUCUAAAUGCUUUAAAUUUGUCCACUUUGUUUUUCAGUACUUGUUAGGCUCCUAAUGACCUGUAUUAUGCUUUAAACAGCAGCAUAGGCAGGGUUUUAGAAAAGGUCUUGCCUUAUAUUGGUGUAUUUUCUAUGAUAAUAGUACCACAGGAUGGAAAUAUGUUAGCCUUCGUAAAAUCAAUGUACAAGCUAAUAAAUGGACCUUGUGCUAGGACUGAUUCCUUGACUGCUGUUCUCACAAAUAGACGUUUGAACCUCAACAUAAAAAACACUUUUAGAUUCUUUAUUAAAGACCUCAUGCUGUGUUUGUGUCUUUUAACAAAGAGGACUGUUCUUUACCACUUAUAUUUGGUUUUAGCACGUAUGUUUCACCUUCACCAGUCUGACUUCUUCCUACUCCAUUCAAGCAUGUACUAGG